Messenger RNA from Colletotrichum godetiae, 1599 nucleotides. Its product is annotated as ZIP zinc transporter. Lineage: Eukaryota; Fungi; Ascomycota; Sordariomycetes; Glomerellales; Glomerellaceae. Bases 1 to 1599 code for a protein of 532 amino acids. Gene Ontology annotation, cellular component: plasma membrane. Gene Ontology annotation, biological process: zinc ion transmembrane transport. The record is from RefSeq and is a predicted model, not a curated record. Gene Ontology annotation, molecular function: zinc ion transmembrane transporter activity. The transcript has 3 exons.
AUGAACUGCCCUUCGCGCAACGACGACAUCACACUGGAGCAUCCGGACUGGAACCAGAACCCGCCCUUCCUCUCCGCCGAUCUCACCACCUGCGAGGAUCUGAACGGCAUCGCUAACGCCCGCGAGCAACGCAGGGCCCGGGGCGGCGCCGGCGAUGGAUCCGACGGCCGGGGUGACGACAUGAAUUACCAGACGUUGCCACGUCUGCAGCCCGAUCGGAGGCUGCGCGUUUCGGGAGGAUGGAAACACGGUGAGUCCCUGAUUUUCAUGAAAAAAUCUUGUUUCCAUCCCCGAAACAAAAAGGUGCAUGGUGGUGAUGACCAUACACCUCUCCUCUGGGCCUCUGCGCCCGCCCGCUCCGCCCUCUGGGGCUGGGUGAGCUGGAUCCUGUCCGUCCUUGGCUGCUCAGCCAUUAUCUCUGCCCUCAAGAGCCCCGAGGCUGUCGCGUCUUUCCUCGUCGCGACUAAAAGAACUACUCAUAGUAAGUAUAUUCCCCUUAAUCACAGUCCCUUAAAAGACGGGUCUCCUGUCACCAAGCGACAUGCCCAUACCUAUGACCAUGGUCGCAUCACCGCUCGCUCAACCUGUCCGACCGGUGGCCUCGGCGACGAAACAGCCUACAACACGCCCCUCCACGUCGGCGCCCUCUUCAUCAUCCUCGCAACCUCCUUCCUCGCCUGCGCCUUCCCCCUCAUCGCCAAGAGCAUCCCCGGCAUCCGUAUCCCCCGCCCCUUCUUCUUCGCGGUCCGUCACUUCGGCACCGGCGUCCUCCUCGCCACCGCCUUCGUUCAUCUCCUUCCGACGGCCUUCACCCUACUCGGCAAUCCAUGCCUGAGCUCCUUCUGGGUCGAGGACUACCCCGCCAUGCCGGGCGCCAUCGCCCUGGCCGGCAUCUUCCUCGUCACCAUCAUCGAGAUGGUCUUCUCCCCCGCCCGCCAGAUGAGCUGCAGGCCCGACGACGCCGUCCUCGCCCCGGAGGGCAACAAUGAGAGCGAGCAGCAGCAGCAGCAGCAGCAGCGCGGCGAGAAGCGCGUCCUCGUCGACGAAGAGAACCGCGCCGUGCAGGUCAACUCCAAGGGCGGCAUAGUUCUCACCCCGGCACAACAGCACCAAAAGGACAUCCUCCAGUGCAUGAUGCUCGAAGUCGGUAUCCUUUUCCACUCCGUCUUCAUCGGCAUGACCCUCUCAGUCUCCGUCGGCCACGAAUUCGUCAUUCUUCUCAUCGCCAUCGCCUUCCACCAGACAUUUGAAGGCCUCGCCCUCGGCUCCCGCAUCGCAAACAUUGACUGGCCUCAAGGCAGCCUUCAGCCCUGGAUGAUGGCCCUCGCCUACGGCUGCACCACGCCCAUCGGCCAAGCCAUUGGCCUCGCGACCCAUCGCCUCUACAGCCCUGACUCGGAGUUCGGACUUAUCCUCGUCGGCACCAUGAAUGCGAUUUCGUCCGGGUUGCUCGUCUUUGCUGCGCUGAUUGAGCUUCUGGCAGAGGACUUCCUGUCCGAUGAGAGCUGGCGUGUCCUGAGGGGCUCUAAGCGCGUCUGGGCUUGUGUGCUCGUCUUCUUUGGCGCUUUCGGCAUGAGUCUUGUCGGGGCGUGGGCUUAG